Schistosoma guineensis is the source of this 840-nucleotide messenger RNA. The record is from the annotation of a GenBank genome assembly. NCBI's taxonomy places the organism in Eukaryota, Metazoa, Platyhelminthes, Trematoda, Strigeidida, Schistosomatidae.
AUGACCGAAACAGAAGAGGCGGUCAUCUAUCGGCGUAAUGUGAAAGAAAACAAUAACCUACCAGGAACUAUAGAUAAUAUUGAUAAUGAACCAGAAUCUGAAGCCGAAUCCAAAGAAGUAAGACUAACGUUGAUGGAAGAAAUAUUGCUGUUGGGGUUGAAAGAUCGAGAAGGAUACUUAUCAUUUUGGAAUGAUAGUGUAUGUUGUGGACUCCGAGGAUGCAUACUGGUUGAACUUGGUCUCAGAAAUCGAAUUGGACUAGAGCCGAGUGGGAUGCGUCGUAGGAACCUGUCGUCUAGAUGUAUUGUUGUCAAAAAGAGCGUACCGACUGGUGACGCAUUGCUAGAUGAGGCUCUCAAACAUAUCAGAGAUAACAAGCCUGAAAAUACGAAAACAUGGAUUGAAUAUCUCAGCGGUGAAACAUGGAAUCCAUUUAAAUUACCAUUACAGCUCCGCAACGUCAGGGAAAGGAUAGCGAAAAACCUCGUAGAAAAACGCAUAUGCACGACAGAAAAACAAAAUUUUAUCCUUUUUGACAUGAUGACGCACCCCUUAGUAGACCUUGGAAGUAAAAAACGCGUAAUUAGUCGUAUUCAGGAUGUUGUCCUUAAUAAAUGGAGCACAGAUGUUCAGAAAGUCGAUAAGCGCCUACUCUCUCUCGUGCUCUUGUCUCACUAUUCCGAUGUCUUAGAAUGUGCUUUACAACAUCUUCCAGACAAUGUUUAUGAUCUUGCCAAAAAGCGAAUUGACGAUGCGCUCCAACUCGACUUCUUUGCAGAGGCCAAUAAAGAAGGUUCUUGUGAAAUGCUGUGGGCAGUUAUGGCUGCUCUUAAUUCUUAA